AUGGCAAUGGAUGAUUUUAGAAUACUCCUGACCAGGAGCUCUUUUUGGAUCUACAUCGUUUUGGCCUUGCACUUUGCGUUGUGCGUCUUGAUCCUCUCAAAAGCCCCAGGAGAUAGGCCCUUCAGCAUUGUCUCGGGCAUCACCCUUUCCCAGCCAGUGCAGUGGGGCUAUUCCGCGUUUUGCCUUGUGAGCGUAUUCUUCAUAGUGCAGGCCUAUGUCGGAGCAGUUUACAUGUUGGAGAGCCAUUUGAACAUGUACUACUACUUCCUGGCAGCAUCCAUCUUGGUUGACAUCGCCUUCCUUUUCCUCUUCAUUUGGGCUUGGCUGACUGCUGUACCGCUGGUGCUCUUCUUGACUCUGACGAUUGUGUUCAAGUUCACUGCACUGUACAUCACCUCCAAGUACUCAAAACUUGUCAGGAGUCAAUACAACGCUGAGCUACUGCCGCACUUGAAGAGCGCACUGGGGCGAUCCUUCAACGUGGCACCGCAGUUUACUCCAGCACCUGUGCCAAGAGGAAUGGCCUCCAUGCAGGAACGACCUCCACCUCAAUUUGAUGCUGGCCAGAAGGCUUACCAGACUAUGCCCGAGGCUGUGGGAUGCUGGGGUCGUUUUGCACGGGAGAAUAACGAGCAGUGGAUUUCUAUGGAUGCUGACCCCUUCGCUUUCAGCAGGUUCCAUGCUGGCUGCCCCUGGCUGCUGAUGUUUUGUUUGCUGCCGCGGCUCAAGCUCAUUCCUUUCAGUUCCUUUCAAUCUCGCGCCCGCACGAAGAUGGCUCAGGUCGCUGAAGCUGCGGCUGCAGAGACCCUUUGCUGUGCAGUUUGCUGUGCUGGCUGUACAGGUUGUUGUGGUGGAGAUUGCUGUCGCGAUUGUUUGGAAGGCUGUGGCCUCCUGUCUUGCUGCGAGCUCCUCGGCUGCCUGGCGUGUCUUAGCUGUUGCUGCCCAUGCUGCUGUCAGUCGCAGAAGCAGGGGCCACCACCUGUGGUGCUUGCGCAGGGGCCAGCCAUGUAUCCCACUGGCUACACCCCGGAGCAGAUGAUGAUGGGUCCACCGGUCUAUGCGCCACAAGCACAAGUGAUGGGUUACCCGCAAGGAGCCUAUCGCUAGUGUCAUAUGUAAAGGAGACAGACUGUCAGUAGGAAGUAGCUUUUGUGUGGGUCCGAGCCUGGCUUUGUACAGAGUUCAUGGUGAAGGCAAGCUGGACCUCGUUUCCCAAAAUUGUACAGCUCCAUAAAGCGAAACCCUCAGCAAAUCUUGGAAAAGAGAGGUGUUUUGCUUGACGAGAGAUGAACGCUGGCAAAUACAAAA
This is a messenger RNA of Cladocopium goreaui, 1308 nucleotides long. NCBI's taxonomy places the organism in Eukaryota, Dinophyceae, Suessiales, Symbiodiniaceae. The record is from the annotation of a GenBank genome assembly.